Messenger RNA from Pelobates cultripes (western spadefoot toad), 1263 nucleotides. The record is from the annotation of a GenBank genome assembly. NCBI's taxonomy places the organism in Eukaryota, Metazoa, Chordata, Amphibia, Anura, Pelobatidae.
CCCCUGCCCAGUUUCCCUGGCCAUACCCCUUACCAUACCCAAUGUCCUCGCCCUACCCAAAUUAUCCCUACCCCUUUUUCCAAGCCACUCCCCAGACACCGGUCAUGCCCAGUCCGGCCCAGUCUGCCCCGGAUGUGCCCACAUCCAAUAUGGCCGCCACCUCUUCCCUUAACCCUAACGCAGCCCCUUUCCAUGCCUCCAAUAUGGCGGCCCCCAGUCAUUCAGCACCCCUGAUGCCGGUACUUCCCGGUGACUACUCACCACAGGCUCAUAACCUACCCGCCACCCCAGCAUCUGGGAAUCCCUCAUUUCCCCCGGUUCUGACACCUCAGGUUAUCCAAUCACGUAGAAGGGCCCAAACCACAGAUGAGGAUGAGAAUGAUGAGGGUUCCCAGGGCUCACUAGAGGUUGUAGAGUCACAGCCCCACCGUUCCAUAGAUGAUCCUUUCGGGCAUGCGGGUCGGGGAAAUAGGGGGGACCAGGCCCCUCCUAAAUAUGUUGCUUUCAAUCCAACGCAAGCUAGUGCUUUAAUAAAAUCGCUCCCUGACCCAGAAAAGCAACCUAUGCCUUUUUACCGAGGGAUAGUUCAGAUUCAAAAGACUUAUUCCGCAGCAUGGCGUGAUUUACUAAGCAUUUGUGCAAUCAAGGCCGGGGAUGCAUAUUGGCCCAGCAUGUCCCGACACCUCAAUGCUGAUUUACUGACAAGUGACACUGAUUACCCCUCCGGAGUAACUUUUUGCAGUCAGGUAAAGGAGUGGGCAAAGGACAAACUUGCAGAUCAGGCUGCCGGCAUUACUGAUGUUAUACAAGAGAAAGGAGAAUCAGUGGAAAGAUUUCAUGCAAGACUGUUUCAAAUGUUUACAGAUUUGGGCUUUGAUCGUACCGACAAGAUUCAUUCACAAAUGCUGUCAGGUGCAUUUGUCCAAGGUGUAAAGGAUUAUAUUCGUAAGGGAAUCAUUGCUGCACGCCCUGAAUAUAAGGUAGUCUCUCUGGAUACCCUACUUUUAGUUGCCAGGGGUCUAGAGUCUGCACAGGCUCCCAAAAAACAGACUUCGGUUUCUUCCUCAGCCCCUCUCAUGGUGUCCCGCUUCACCCCUGUCCCAAGAGGUACCAAACCUGAGGAUGGUUUCUGUUUCAAUUGCAAGGCUAAAGGUCACUUCAAAAAUGAGUGCCCGGAACCCAGAAAGGCGCCCAAGCCUGCACCUGCCCAUAAGGCCACAGAAACGGUUCCAAUUGUUAAGGAACCAGAUGAUUAGGAAGUUG